This is a messenger RNA of Penaeus monodon (black tiger shrimp), 1089 nucleotides long. RefSeq lists its product as uncharacterized. The transcript is spliced from 6 exons. Bases 40 to 804 code for a protein of 254 amino acids. NCBI's taxonomy places the organism in Eukaryota, Metazoa, Arthropoda, Malacostraca, Decapoda, Penaeidae. The record is from RefSeq and is a predicted model, not a curated record.
AAUGAAACUGCACUAAAAAAAUACGCUUAUAUCAAGAUCAUGUCCAGCUGCGUGGGAGAGGAAGCGAUAAUGCAGCUCGAAGGCGCGAUGAAGGAAGCGGAGAGCAAGUGCCAAGGAGAUGACAUGAUGGAUGACAUGCCCUCGCUGAGGUCCUACCUGAUGGAGCUGAGGGAAGCUGCAAGUCGGCCAGUAUACGUCCCGGUCCCCAUCUAUCAGCCAUACAUUUUCCACCAGCAGCCAGGUCUUCAACAAUCUAACCAGUACCCCCAGUAUACACAGUACUCCCAGUUUAACCAGGUUCCCCAGUCUUACGUCUUCGGUUAUAAUCAGUACCAGACCACCAACAGAGCCAAGCGAAACGCAGACUAUGGAAAAAUGGAAGAAAUGAUGACUUCAAUGCAGUCCAAGAUUAGCAACAUCACCUGUAUUCUAAAAGAACUGAAAUAUCUUGAUGAGAACAACAACAUCGACAUCAGUGAAACCACGAAGAGCAUCAUGAACUUCGAUGUGAGCGAUGAACUCAAGGAUGACCUCAUGGAUGGCGCCACCAUGUGCAGGGACUUCGCCAUGUGUCUGCCUGUCGAGAAAGCCAAGAGCCCGCUGAAGAGGGAGCUCGGUGUCCCUCUCGGAUUCUUCAAGUGCUUGGUCAUGAAGAACUUGGAAGCCUGCAUGAAGAACGACCUCAGGGAGAAGGCUGCGCGGAUGGGGCAAGAAAUGCCCAUGAUGGACGACGAAGCCAUGAUGAUGUCACCAAACAGCCCCAAUGACCUCUUCCAUGACCUCGUGUUCUCCGGCAAGUUCUAAAGGAAGAGGUCUAAAUAAAGGUUCUAAUCUCAGGUUCUGAAUUGAACAUGGUUCAAAGGACGCUUCACUUUAAUUUCUCAAUGCUUGACUGAUGACUCAAUAGUUACGUAAGGUUUCGGGAAUAUGUUAUUUUUUAUUAAUCGUGGAAAAGAAGGAUAGAUAAAUGAAUAGUUAAUAACACUAGUAAGAAAAGAACUGCGCUUUAGUGUUCUAUGUUGGGUUCUCUAUUUGACUCUUUUAAAAUGACUAUGAAUAUAUGAAGAAUUCGGGAAUUGCCCCCCCCCC